UAUCCCUGGAAAAAGGCUACGUCCAUUCUUUUUUUUUUUUUUUCUCCUUCCCCCUCUCGACUUCAGACGUUGACCUACUACAUCACAAACAGACUCACCUGAGAUCUGGAUAAUAUCAGGGAGCUGUCCCUUUUCGCUUGGCUUGCUUAAUCUUGGUUGAUUUAUCUUCUUCCUAUUGUUACUUGUUGUGCAACAACCGGAUCACGCCAAGCCUGGGCUGCGUGGAUAGGUUCUGUGCGCUUUUGCUUGUACCGCACACACCACGCUACCAUGAGCGCCGAAGACAAAGUGCGCGUCUCCGGGGAGGGGGCGCCGCGCGAACCGGUCUUGCCUGUCGCCAACCAAGACACCGAAAAGCUUCAACAUCAAGCACCUAAAGCAUCCGUGCCUGCAGCGGCAUAUGUCAUUGCAUGGAUCAGUAUAAGUUCUUCGGUUAUUUUGUUCAACAAAUGGAUUCUCGACACCAAGAAAUUCCACUACCCCGUCCUCUUGACGACGUACCACCUGACCUUCGCCACGAUUGCGACGCAACUGCUGGCGCGCUAUACCACCCUUCUCGAUGGCCGUAAAACUGUCAAGAUGAAUGGGCAGGUCUAUAUGCGCGCCAUCGUGCCAAUUGGAUUCAUGUUCAGUCUGAGUCUUAUCUGCGGCAACUUGACAUAUCUCUAUCUCAGUGUUGCCUUUAUCCAGAUGCUUAAAGCUACCACCCCCGUUGCCGUCCUGCUCUCAACUUGGGCGCUCGGUGUUGCGCAGCCCAAUCUACGCGUCUUUCUGAACGUGUCGGUCAUUGUGAUCGGUGUGGUCAUUGCAUCCUUCGGCGAAAUCAAGUUCGUUUUGGCCGGCUUCCUCUUCCAAAUCGGUGGUGUUAUCUUCGAGGCGCUGCGCCUGACUAUGGUCCAGCGUCUGCUGAGCUCUGCCGAGUACAAGAUGGACCCACUCGUAUCUCUGUACUACUUUGCCCCUGUGUGCGCUGCCAUGAACGCUACUGUUGCCCUCUUCUGGGAGAUGCCCAAGGUCAGCUUGGCUGAGGUUUAUCACGUUGGGUUGUUCAACUUUUUCCUUAACGGAUUAUGUGCGUUCAUGUUGAACGUUUCGGUCGUUCUGUUGAUCGGCAAAACAUCUUCCUUAGUCCUCACCAUUUGUGGUGUUCUCAAGGACGUGCUGCUUGUCGCCGCUUCGGUUAUCAUCUGGCCCGACAAGCCAGUUACUGGCCUGCAGCUCUUCGGCUACAGCAUCGCUCUCGCUGGAAUGGUGCACUACAAACUCGGCUACGAUGCUCUGAAAGGCUACGCCGCUGAAGGCGGUCGCCAGUGGGCUGAAUUUGGAGCUCGCCGCCCCCUAUUCCGACGUGUUUUAAUUCUCGGAUCUAUAUUCGCGCUAGGCAUCUUCGUUCUCAGUGGCCUAGCACCUUACGCGACAGAAUAUGACGCCACCAAGGUCUUGAGCAAGGCUGCUAACAAGGUCGGUUUGCCAUAGACACUUCGAAAUGGGGCUUUAGUCAGUUACAAAGGGUUACUGUCAAGCUGUGUAUGGGUUUGUUUUCCUUUGUUAUUUGUAUUCCCCUUUCUUAGCAUGCAUACAUGUGUUGGAGCCUUCACUGCUGAGUCCGGUCGAAAAAAAGAUCGAUCUUGGCCAAUAUGGUAUGCUUUCAUGGAUGAUGAUCCUGCAUAUUCGUCGUGUAUUGGAGUUGGGAAGAUGUUUUACUUGCCUUAUGCAAAACUUCCCCUGUUGUUAAAGGUAUAGAAUGGGCUGGUUGCCCACUUUUUGGAUAUGAAGACUGAAAAGUCUGUGUACACACAUGUAUACUAGAAUUAGAUCAGGAAUCCACAUGACGUUUCAAGUCUUCAAUACA
Pyricularia grisea is the source of this 1852-nucleotide messenger RNA. RefSeq lists its product as uncharacterized. Gene Ontology annotation, molecular function: antiporter activity. Gene Ontology annotation, cellular component: trans-Golgi network; endosome; Golgi apparatus. The transcript is spliced from 5 exons. Bases 271 to 1476 code for a protein of 401 amino acids. The record is from RefSeq and is a predicted model, not a curated record. NCBI's taxonomy places the organism in Eukaryota, Fungi, Ascomycota, Sordariomycetes, Magnaporthales, Pyriculariaceae.